AUGAUGGUCACCCACGGUUGCCUCUCCUUCCAAGUUGUGCUGUGGAUCCUCUUGUCUUGGUGUGAACUCGACAAUGUGCUGGCGCUGAGCGGGUUUUCCAAAGUUUCCAAGAAGAAGAAGAAUGCUGGCGGCAGCGCUUCAAUAAUCCAGACCCGCCCUGUACAAACCAACGCCGACAUGAUCGCGUUGGCCGAUUUGAGAUACCAAGAAUGGAUGAUGGAUGACGAAAACGCCGAGACACGACCAUCGUUGACCGCUUUUCGAAUGGCCACGGCGGAAAUUCAACUCGAGCGCACGGAAGAAAAGGCGGUCGCCUUUUUGGCCACUUGGAAGGGCGGCCAAGUUGUGGGAGCGGCAGAGCUAAGCCCUAUUGAGUUAAAGGGUUGUUGGGAGGAUGACGCAAAACCAACCGCUCGGUUUUUGUAUGUGACGGAUGUUGUCACGGCCAGGACUCAUCGAAGAAAGGGUGUGGCUGCCAAAAUCAUGAAGGCGGUAGAAGAACACACUCAAAAUAAUAAUUUCCACAAUGACCCAAAGAGCGGCGAUGAUGAAUUCACAAAGCAACUCACCACAUUGCUGCUGCACGUGGAGCCGGGAAACGUGGGGGCUCUGCGAUUCUAUGGUGCAUUGGGCUACAAGGAAUCUUCAGACGAAGAUUCCUCGGUUCUAGAAGGCCUGAAUGUGGAUCAACUGGCCAAAAAUGCGUUUGUGGAGGGCCAGCUACUCCUGCUGAAAACGCUAGGUGGUUCUAGAUGA
This is a messenger RNA of Seminavis robusta, 756 nucleotides long. Lineage: Eukaryota; Bacillariophyta; Bacillariophyceae; Naviculales; Naviculaceae. The record is from the annotation of a GenBank genome assembly.